Messenger RNA from Rhopalosiphum maidis (corn leaf aphid), 1065 nucleotides. RefSeq lists its product as uncharacterized. Lineage: Eukaryota; Metazoa; Arthropoda; Insecta; Hemiptera; Aphididae. Bases 1 to 1065 code for a protein of 354 amino acids. The record is from RefSeq and is a predicted model, not a curated record. The transcript is spliced from 8 exons.
AUGAAUGAACGAGCAGACAGUUUCCAUCCAGCACCGCGCUCUGCGACUUGUGUUUCGUUUUCACCAGUCAGUCGUUUUUGUGUCAUACUCUUUGACAUUUGUACUUCAUUUUUGUCCAUCGCCGAAGUUUUCAUCGUUAAAGCGGAAUCUUCUUCUUCUAAUGAAAUCAGCUUUCCUAUGGCGGCAAGGAGAGAAACUACUCCAAUGACAUCUUCACCGAGUAGUAGUGCAUCUGGACCUAGUCAAAUAAAUCAAGUUCUUCCUAAUACAGCAAAGAAGUCGCCGGAAACUAAUAAAACAGCAACCCAAGAUAAGUGGAUCUUACAAAAUAAUUAUACUUGGGAGACCAUAGAAGGUACUCCUAAUAGUUUGUUAGUAGAAACAACAAAACAAUUAAAAGAAGCUGAAAAUUCAGUUAUAUCACUUCGUCAACAGCUGCAUAUUAAUGACAAUAAUUUCUCUUGUAUGCGAGAUCAAAUAGAACAAUGCAUAGAAAAUAAUCUACAAUGUAAUAUAUGUUACGAAAUGUUCAUCGAGCCAACUGUACUAAAUUGCUCUCAUACAUUUUGUCUUGAAUGCAUAGAGUCAUGGACUCGAGAAGCUAAUCACUGCCCAACAUGUCGAGCUAUCGUUAUAAAUAAAUCACACUGUCGAACUUUAGAUACCUAUUUGGACAAAAUAUCUGAAUAUUUAUCAUCUGAAAUAAAAACGAGGCGGGAAUCUUUAAAAGUUGAACGUAAUAAUAAUAAAGUGGAGGUUAAUAGAAACCCGAGAAAUAAUGCGAGAAUAAACCAUAGACACCAAGUCUUUACUCUAGUAUUAGGUGCAGAAUUUUGGAAUGAACUAAAUCAAGUUGCUGCUGAACGGGGUAUUACCCCGGAAGAAGCAUUAUUGGAUCCAAUACUUAUGGGCGAUGCAAUUAGUAGACAUAGAAAUAGUAGAUGGCUUGCUAGCCACUUGAACAGGCACAAUCAAGCAAUUGCCAUCACUUGCACAGUUGCACUGGAUAAACUAAAACAUAUUGUAUUAUUGUCCUAUCCAUUUACUUCUAUGCAAAUAUUAUAA